AUGGUUCUUUUCCAAUGUUAUUGGAAAACAUUUUCUAUAUUGGAUGUGCCUACAUUCAUUGCAAACAAUGUUACUUUGGAAAAAGAACAACAAGGUUUGGAUUUGGAUCAUGGAUUUCAUUCUGAUGAGGGAAGAAUCUUCAGUAGUGAGAGUUUUGAAGUUGAUAAUUAUGAAAAAGAAAUUCACAGUUUCACUCAGAUAAGAAUGCAUGAUCAUUCUGCACAAAAGGUUAGAGAAUUCCAUAACAAACACAGAAACAAUAUGCAUCUUGCACCAAAUGGAAAUGGAAUACAAAGUAUGGAAGUAAUAGAGCCUCAAAAUGUGAAACCUCAGCUACUCAUAACUUCUUUGUCCGUUUUAAAUAAUAAAUCUAUGUCAGGUUCCUCGACACAGACGAGUAAGUUGGUGUGGCCAACUUCGUUAACAGAGUUGAAUGCUCGGUUGAUUCAGAGUUUUAAUUCUUCUUCUAUGAAGCCAGAGUGGUCUUCGCGACGUGACCGUGAACUCUUAUCUGCAAAACUGGAGAUUGAAAAUUCAAAUGUCAUAUCAAAUUCUCCAGGACUUUAUGCACCUGUUUACCAGGACGUUUCCAAAUUUUCAAGGAGUUAUGAGCUGAUGGAGCGCAAGCUCAAAGUUUAUAUCUAUAGAGAAGGAGAAAAACCAAUAUUUCAUCAACCAAAGAUGAGAGGAAUUUAUGCCUCAGAGGGAUGGUUUAUGAAAUUGAUGGAGGGGAGUAAAAGGUUCAUUAUGGAGCAAUACCUUGAAAGAUAUGUGAAUUUAAUUGCGGGAAGAUAUCGUUUCUGGAACAGAACUGGAGGAGCAGACCAUUUUCUCGUUGCCUGUCAUGAUUGGGCUUCCCGAAUCACAAUGCAACCAAUGAAGAAUUGUAUUCGGUCUCUAUGCAAUGCUAAUGUUGCUAAAGGAUUCCAAAUAGGGAAGGACACUACUCUACCUGUUACAUACAUACAUUCUGUGAUGAAUCCACUAAGAAAAAUUGCUGCUAAACCUCCUUUAGAAAGGACUAUCCUAGCCUUUUUCGCAGGAGGCAUGCACGGUUAUCUCCGUCCGGUCUUACUAAAACACUGGGAGAACAAAGAACCUGACAUGAAAAUUUUUGGUCAAAUGGCACGUGACGCAGAAGGUAAAAGAAUUUAUAUGGAGUACAUGAAUAGCAGCAAAUAUUGUAUAUGUGCUAGAGGUUAUGAAGUUCACACACCAAGAAUAGUCGAGGCGAUAUUUUCCGAGUGUGUGCCGGUUAUCAUAUCAGAUAAUUAUGUGCCUCCUUUCUUUGAGGUGUUGAAAUGGGAAACAUUUUCGGUAUUUGUUCGCGAAAGCGAAGUCCCUAGUCUUCGAGACAUACUUCUCUCAAUUCCAGAAAAGAAGUAUUUGGCAUUGCAUUUGGGAGUAAAGAAGGUUCAGCAACAUUUUCUGUGGCACAAAAUUCCUGUUAAGUUUGACUUAUUUCAUAUGACUCUUCACUCUAUAUGGAACAAUAGACUUUCUCAAAUGAGAUUGAAGUAA
Vicia faba (fava bean) is the source of this 1521-nucleotide messenger RNA. NCBI's taxonomy places the organism in Eukaryota, Viridiplantae, Streptophyta, Magnoliopsida, Fabales, Fabaceae. The record is from the annotation of a GenBank genome assembly.